GCAUCUCGCUCUGGCGGUGGCCGCUUGCGUUCAUGCGCGCCGCCGGCAGGACGGCCCUCCCCGUGACGUGACCGCCCACUCGGAGCGCUCCGCCUGUAGCUUGCCUGUCUCUCCCGCUCCCACCAUCCGGCGUGAUGGCCGCCGCCGCCGGGGUGUCUGGCGCUGCUUCUCUCUCCCCACUGCUGUCCGUGCUCCUGGGCCUGCUGCUCCUCUUUGCUCCGCACGGCGGCAGCGGCCUACACACGAAGGGUGCCCUUCCCUUGGACACAGUCACUUUCUACAAGGUCAUUCCCAAAAGCAAGUUCGUCUUGGUGAAGUUCGACACCCAGUACCCCUAUGGAGAGAAGCAAGAUGAGUUCAAGCGUCUGGCUGAGAACUCAGCCUCCAGCGAGGAGCUCUUGGUGGCAGAGGUGGGGAUCUCAGACUAUGGCGACAAGCUGAACAUGGAGCUGAGUGAGAAGUACAAGCUGGACAAGGAGAGCUACCCAGUCUUCUACCUAUUCCGGGAUGGGGACUUGGAGAACCCUGUGCUGUACAAUGGGGCAGUUAAGGUUGGAGCCAUCCAGCGCUGGCUAAAGGGGCAGGGGGUCUACCUGGGCAUGCCUGGGUGCCUGCCUGCAUACGAUGCCCUGGCAGGCGAGUUCAUCAAGGCCUCCAGCAUAGAGGCCCGACAGGCCAUCUUGAAACAGGGACAGGAUGGCCUCCUAAGUGUGAAGGAAACAGAGAAGAAGUGGGCUAGCCAAUACCUGAAGAUCAUGGGGAAGAUCCUGGACCAAGGUGAGGACUUUCCAGCCUCUGAGAUGGCCCGGAUCGGUAAGCUGAUAGAGAACAAGAUGAGUGACAGCAAGAAAGAAGAGCUACAGAAGAGCUUAAACAUCCUGACGGCCUUCCGGAAGAAGGAGGCUGAGAAGGAGGAGCUGUGACCAAGCACAAGGGUUCCCCAGGGUUUGCCAGGGGCAGGAAAGGAGAGAUCUACCUGCCAGCUGUGGGACCCCUGUGGGUGGAAGGGGCAGUGGAGCAAUGCAGGCCUGAGCCAGAAGUCUGUGCCCCGAGUGUGCCUGGACAUUGAUGCUGCUGAGAUCAUACUUAGGACACCCCCUGAGCCAGUCUGUGGAGAGCCUGUGUGCUCAGUCAAGAUGGCUGGUGAGAUGCCCCCCGCAGGAGUUGGUGCUAUAGAGGUAGGGACUACUGCCAGGUCCUUGAUGAGUGUAAUUCUGAUCAAAUAAAAAGUCUGUUUUGGUUA
Molecule: messenger RNA, 1243 nt
Organism: Mus musculus (house mouse)
Lineage: Eukaryota; Metazoa; Chordata; Mammalia; Rodentia; Muridae
Gene: Erp29
Product: endoplasmic reticulum protein 29
Exons: 3
Coding region: 135-923 (262 amino acids)
Biological process (GO): positive regulation of gene expression; response to hormone; endoplasmic reticulum to Golgi vesicle-mediated transport
Cellular component (GO): cell surface; extracellular region; smooth endoplasmic reticulum
Molecular function (GO): protein homodimerization activity; protein-folding chaperone binding
Source: RefSeq, marked provisional